Botrytis byssoidea is the source of this 504-nucleotide messenger RNA. RefSeq lists its product as uncharacterized. The transcript is spliced from 2 exons. Lineage: Eukaryota; Fungi; Ascomycota; Leotiomycetes; Helotiales; Sclerotiniaceae. The record is from RefSeq and is a predicted model, not a curated record. Bases 1 to 504 code for a protein of 167 amino acids.
AUGUCAUCUCCAACACGUCGAUCACCAGCAUUAUCACAAUCUCCUUCACCAAGUCUCCACUCUCCAAUACUUCCUGAAGCUCCCAAGGAAAGCGCGGUAGUGAGGCUUAUCAUCGCCCCUAUUACCUUCAUUUCAUUCCUCAUCUCUCUCUUGAUCAUCGAUAGCCGUAAUAGUUAUCUUCGCAUUCACCAACACUCGGAACCCCGGACGUAUCCCAAUACUUUCAUCGGGCGCAUUCAAGAAUUUCUUCACAAAUUAAUCUUCAAACCACAACCAUAUGCGUAUAUCAAAUCACCAUCUCGAGGACAAAAGGCGGAGGGGAUCAAGAGAAAGGAAGAGGAGCCAUGGCAUUGGAAUACUAAACAAAAGAAGAUGAUGAAGAUGGAGGUUUCGGAUGCUUUUAAGUUUAGACAAUGGGUAUUAAUUGGAAUGGCGGUUGUCGCAAUGGGAGUCGGGUUGCUGGUUUUGUAUCUUGCGAAUUGGAUAUGGCAGGUUUGGUAUUGA